CAAAUUUAUUUUGUUUUAUUGAAUUUUGCUAUAAAUUCGUGAAAACAGUUAAGAAAUAAGUAAAGAAAAUGUAUAUGGACAAGAUGGUGCGCAACGACUCCUACGAGCCGGAUUUGCGCAAGGAGGGCAAAUACAUCUGCCCCAUGCCAAAGCCCCCCUCGCCGCCAAUGGGCGUAGAGAGUUGGCACGCCCACCUGGCGCCACACGAGCGUCUCUUCUACCACCAGACAAUGAGUUCCGUUCGCUAUAGCAAACGUUUUCGUGCCACUGCGAGUAUUCCCAAGGAUUCGCUGGAUUUCCAGUUGCAGGCGCGUUACGAUCAUGGAAGGGAAACAUUUCCCGAGAAAGUCGAUGCAGUGUUGCAAAGGGACACUUGUGGCGCCACGCCCAGCUGGGCAGCGCCAUAUGGCCAGUCGGAGGUGGGCUCCAACGCCAGGAUGAAUUUGUUCCGAGUGCUGAGGAAUACGCAAGUUGUACGGGUUAAAAUGCAGGAUUCACUGGGGCAUCCUUUGAUCAUUGGCGGUUGCAAAGAGAAGAUUCAUCCAUCUCGGGUCAAGCUGAUCUGCAGCGGAGUCCACACGCAGCUGGUGAACAAUGGCUUCUCUCGCCAGACAUCCGAUGGCAACUUCUUCCGCUACUGAAUCAGUACUUUUGCUGCACCCCACUUGCCACUGCCCCGCUUCACACACGGAAUGAUAAGCUGAGCUAUUUUUUGUGGUGUCAAAUUGUGUUUUUACAGCAUCAUCGUCAACAUCAUUUGGACAAAUGGCAAAUACAAAUUGAGAGAGCAACAAGAAAAUCAAUAAAAUAAAUGCUGGUCACGCAGUCGGCGCCAGUUUGGCUUGCUUGGCGGGCAGCUGCUCCUCCAACUCCAGCUGGUGAUCCUCCUCGUCCUCGUUCAGUUGUCGUGCUUGGAGUUCAUCUACAUCAUCCUCAUGUGCCGCCGGCUGCUGUGCCGCUUUAUGACGUUGUUGCUUUUUGUUUUGAUUACGAUAACUUUUGGGCAGUUUAUUUUCACCAAUCCUGCAAAGGGAAACAUAAUCUUAAUAAUCUCUUUGUAUAUAAUAUACACAUCUGGACAGUAAAAUAGGUGUGACGACAAUAAAUUGUUGGCUUUUUUAAUGUA
This is a messenger RNA of Drosophila grimshawi, 1126 nucleotides long. RefSeq lists its product as uncharacterized. The coding region runs from base 69 to 641 and encodes 190 amino acids. The record is from RefSeq and is a predicted model, not a curated record. The transcript has 2 exons. Lineage: Eukaryota; Metazoa; Arthropoda; Insecta; Diptera; Drosophilidae.